AUGUCUGUGAUCAAAGAGCUCCUGCAGGCCAGAAACCUGUUACUGGUUAUCGUAAUCCCACUGUUGUUGCUUCCUCUGCCGCUCUUGUACCCUACUAGCGAAGCCUCGUGCGCUUACGUGCUGAUAGUGACAGCGGUGUACUGGGUUUCAGAAGCGGUGCCGCUUGGAGCGGCAGCCCUUGUUCCUGCUUUCCUCUACCCACUGUUUGGAGUCAUGAAGUCCAGCGAGGUGGCUGCAGAAUACAUCAAGAACACCACCUUGCUUCUCAUGGGGGUAAUUUGUGUGGCAGCCUCUGUUGAAAAGUGGAACCUACACAAACGGAUCGCCUUGCGCAUGGUUAUGAUGGCUGGAGCAAAACCGGGCAUGCUGCUCCUUUGUUUCAUGUGCUGUACCACUGUGAUAUCCAUGUGGCUUUCCAACACAUCCACAGCAGCCAUGGUGAUGCCCAUUGUAGAAGCUGUGCUACAGGAACUAGUGAAUGCCGAGGAGGACUGUGAGGUGAAUGGUACCGCAGGCAACACCAUCCUGGAAGAGAGAGAGACAAUAGGUCUCGGUGAAAAACAUGGGCAAGCAUCACUGGAGCUCAUUUUCAUCAACGAGGAUGCUACCACUGCUGACUUCAGCUCUCUGAUGCAUUCCAAGAACAUGAAUGGUGUACACAUGAUAGCCAACACAAUUGGAACAGUGAGCUCCAAAUCCAACGGGCAGCAUCUGCCUCAGGCUCAGAUCCUUGUUCUGCCACCUCAGCCACAAAAUGUGGACCUCGAUAGUAAACACCGGUACCCAUCUAAGCAUGAUCAUAUGGUCUGCAAGUGCCUGUCGUUGAGCAUCUCCUAUGCAGCGACCAUUGGGGGACUCACAACCAUCAUAGGCACCUCCACCAACCUCAUCUUCCUAGAGUAUUUCAACAACCACUACCCCAAUGCUGAUGUGGUGAAUUUUGGUACCUGGUUCUUAUUCAGCUUACCCAUCUCUCUCAUCAUGUUGGUGCUGACCUGGUUCUGGAUGCAUUGGCUUUUUCUUGGUUGCAAUUUUAAGGAGACAUGCUCAAUAAGCAAGAAGAAGAAGACCAAACGGGAAGAGAUGUCUGAGAAGAGAAUCCAAGAAGAAUACGAGAAACUGGGAAAUAUUAGCUAUCCUGAGAUGGUGACCGCAUUCUUUUUCAUCUUGAUGACCUUGCUCUGGUUUACAAGGGAGCCCGGAUUUGUACCAGGCUGGUCGUCUUUCUUUGAAAAGAAAGGCUACCGGACUGAUGCCACCGUCUCGGUCUUCCUUGGCUUUCUCCUCUUCUUGAUUCCAGCAAAGAAACCAUGCUUUGGAAAGAAGGGGAAAGGUAUGAGAGACUCGCAAAUGUGCUCAAGGGAGCCAAUCAUCACCUGGAAGGACUUUGAGAAAACGAUGCCGUGGGAGAUUGUGGUUCUGGUGGGAGGUGGUUAUGCUUUAGCAGCUGGAUGCAAGACCUCUGGCCUUUCCACAUGGAUUGGGCGGCAAAUGUUGUCUCUGAGUAGCCUUCCAUCUUGGGCUGUCAGUCUGCUAGCCUGCCUCCUGGUAUCCAUAGUAACAGAGUUUGUCAGUAACCCAGCAACCAUAACAAUCUUCCUACCUAUUUUAUGCAGUAUGUCAGAAACUCUGCAAAUCAACCCUCUGUACACUCUGAUUCCUGUCACCAUGUGUAUUUCUUUUGCGGUGAUGCUCCCAGUAGGCAACCCUCCAAAUGCCAUUGUCUUCAACUAUGGGCACUGUCGGAUCAAAGAUAUGAUCAAAGCUGGCUUUGGUGUCAAUCUGAUUGGUCUAGUAGUUGUCACAGUGGCAAUAAAUACUUGGGGAAUCAGACUCUUUCAACUGAAUAUGUUUCCAGACUGGGCAAUUGUCAGCAACAUCACUGGCCCAUCAUAGUCACCACUGGCAGAAUUCGCUAGAUUUCAGCAAUUGAAGCAAUGUAUUUGCACACACUUUAAGAAAGGAAGACUUGAGUGUAUAUUAUUCCAGUAAGCAGAACUAAAUACUCCGUUUGAGUUUUUCUCAGAGAUCAUCAUGUCUCCACCAUCUAGUACUCUCUUUAUCUUUGAAAACUACAAUGGAACGAUUUUGCUUUGGGUUUUUUCCAGACCUUUCCCAUUAUUUCCACAGAAAACCAAUUUUUGACAGAUAGAACAUGUAACCAGUCUUUAUCAUUUUUUACUUGAUGGGGUAUAUAUAACUCACAGUGGCUUCAGUUCUACAUUUAAA
Molecule: messenger RNA, 2229 nt
Organism: Elgaria multicarinata webbii
Lineage: Eukaryota; Metazoa; Chordata; Lepidosauria; Squamata; Anguidae
Gene: SLC13A4
Product: solute carrier family 13 member 4
Exons: 16
Coding region: 1-1896 (631 amino acids)
Biological process (GO): transmembrane transport
Cellular component (GO): membrane
Molecular function (GO): transmembrane transporter activity
Source: RefSeq, a predicted model, not a curated record